This is a messenger RNA of Didymosphaeria variabile, 2073 nucleotides long. It is a transcript of the gene EXO84, whose product is annotated as exocyst complex component exo84. The transcript is spliced from 3 exons. Gene Ontology annotation, biological process: intracellular protein localization; Golgi to plasma membrane transport; exocytosis. The record is from RefSeq and is a predicted model, not a curated record. The coding region runs from base 1 to 2073 and encodes 690 amino acids. Lineage: Eukaryota; Fungi; Ascomycota; Dothideomycetes; Pleosporales; Didymosphaeriaceae. Gene Ontology annotation, cellular component: exocyst.
AUGUCGGAAGAGAAGGGAAAAGGAAUCUCGCUGCGCAAGAACAAAAAGCGCAGCGACAAGAGCAAGAAGGGAGGGCCGCCCGUCAUCAGUGCUCCGCGCCAGAUCAGUGCGCCUAUGCCCGCUGGCCUAGGAGCGACUACACUCUCGAGCGGCCAGAAUAGCGGACGUCCUUCCAACGAGUCGAGCCGGUCAGGACAACGACCUUUAGAUGCGCCGAGGCCUAGAGAAAGGCCGCAGCGGCCGGGGCAAGACAAGACGGCGGACCUGGUCAAGAGGAGAUACUCGCAGAAGAUCACCCAGCUACCGAGCGACUUUGGCAAUGGCAUGCCUAUGCCGGACCUGCCCCAAAUACCGGCACAAUAUCGAGAAGCACCACCGAGUAGGGAUGGAAGGCCACCUGGAAGCUCAGAUGGACGGAGCUUCAAGCCAGACAGACGUCAGUUGGCCGACGACAAUCUGAAGCCAGAUCAGUUUGUCAGCCAGCAACUCGCCGAUGCCUCCGAAGACGACAUCCGCCGCUUUCAAGAUGAGCUUCGCAAGCUCAAGAACCGCAACUCGACCGAUCUCCAGCAUAGCGUUUACCAGAACCGCACUCAGUUCAUGAAAAUCAGUAAAGAGGCAGAGAAACUCAAGAGUGAGAUGCGUACGCUCAAACAGCUUAUGUCUGAGCUCACGGCAACACUCGCGCAGACGACACCAAAUAUGAAUGCCGACGGUGACUCGCUCAGCGCACGUAAGGCCGCGAACAGGAGUUCAGUGGCGAAUCUCGAGGCCCUUUGGAAUACGCAGCUGCAUCAGCUAUGGAAGAGGAUAGAAGGUUCGCAAAAGUAUCUGCCUGCUAUUCCGGGGAGACACGUCAUCUGGCAGUCUGGAAAAUGGGUUGAAUUGAAUUCCGCAACAUGGAAAGCGCGCAGGAGGGUACAUCUGAUUCUCCUGAACGACCACCUGUUGGUCGCGGCGGAGAAGAAGCAGAGGAGCGAAGUCCCACAAAGCAGUCGAGAUAAGAAGCCGGCUCAAGAAUGGGUUGCGCAAAGAUGUUGGCCUCUGCAAGAAGUACAGAUGGCGGAUCUCGCAUCCAAGUCCAGGGCUGGCGGCAAAUCAGGCGGUGCCAAUGCGAUUAACAUUCGUGUUGGCAAUGAUUCUUUCACGUAUGCCGUCUACCCGGGUGAGGAUGCCGACAAGGUGCAAUUGCUUUCCACGUACCGCAAGGCUGUGGAUGACUUGAGGAAGAGUCAGGAAGUCGAGACACAACAACGAGGCAGAGCACAGGAUUCGUACAACUACUUCGCUACUCGUGACGCAAAUAUCCUCAAGAAGGCUGACUUAAUGGAAACACUGACUGACAAUGUGGUUAACAACCGCGCCAGCAUGCUCGUCGAUAUCGACGGCAAGCAGCAUAACAUUCGGUUGGUCGAGACCGAGUUGGACCAGCUGGAUAUGGACAUUGCAUUGCAGCGCUUCGAAAACGCUGUCAUGAAGGUCGAGAAGCUGAAAGCUUUAGCGAAGAACAUCAGAGGCAACACCAUGGCGCAGAGCAUCGUCACUUUCAAGGUCAACGAGCGGGCUACCAAAUUAGCCAAUGUCCUGAUCAAACAACUUGUGGAAAACAACAACUGGAUAUCAUCGGUCAAGCGCCACGUCACUUGGAUCGUUCGGCUCGGAUUCGAAGAUCGAGCGCGGGAGGCGUAUCUUGAAGCGCGCGGCGACUUGAUCAAGAAGCGAACUCGACAAUGCAACUUCGAAGGCAAUCUCCCUGAGUACAUUUUCCAGAUAUCCUACAUCUACUUUACCAUUAUUAAGAACACCGUCGACAUUUACCAAAAGUGCUUCCCGCAGGUGCUCAUGUCCGCCUGUGUCAAGUGGGCGAAGGAGCACGUUGAUGGAUUCAACGUCUUGUUCGACCGGCAGAUGAGCAGCGUAGACCGGAGCUCGCCGGUCUGGCAGCAGUGUAUGGACCAAGCAUUGGCUCAUGCGGGCAUGUUGACGGGGGUUGGGCUAGACUUCACAGAACUGGUUGGGAAGGGGGCAGGAGAAGCAGAGAACAGGCCCGUAGGACUAGGUGUCAGCGCUUAA